Trichobilharzia szidati is the source of this 2043-nucleotide messenger RNA. The record is from the annotation of a GenBank genome assembly. NCBI's taxonomy places the organism in Eukaryota, Metazoa, Platyhelminthes, Trematoda, Strigeidida, Schistosomatidae.
CAUUAUUUCCGUAGCACGAAAAUGUAAAGAUCUGAGGGUCGUUAUGACUUGGCAAAUAUUCAGUUACUAACCUUGAACUGGACUGUAUAAUAUGUUCGGAAUCCGUUCACAAUUACCCCACGUGUUUUUUUCUAAAAAGAGUUUGAUAAAUUCUAAGAAAUCUAUAUUUAACCGUGUACAAGUAAAUUUCCAGGCUACCAAGUGCGGGCAAAAUACAUACCGCAAUUUCAAAAUGGCUGGUCUUGCUCCCACACGUGGUACAUUUGGUAGUGAUCAGGAUGCAACCGAUUACAUAGAAGAUGUCAGUCUCAGGAGACUUGACAUGUUCAAAUCAGAUUUAGACAAAUAUGACUGGCUGAUGCACCUAUUCGACACAAAUAAAACAAUGUUUUUCAAAUUGGUGUCAAAACACGUGGAUAGGAUGAUGCCUCUGAUCUACACUCCAACAGUAGGAUUAGCUUGUGAGAAUCUGGGAUUAGUGUAUAACAGUGGAAGGGGACUCUUCAUCACUAUUAAAGAUAAAGGCAAUAUAGUGAAUCUAUUGAAAAACUGGCCAAGUAAAGAUAUACGAGCUAUUUGUGUAACUGAUGGUGAACGUAUUCUUGGAUUAGGUGAUCAAGGUGCCUUUGGAAUGGGAAUACCAGUUGGUAAACUAGCACUGUACACUGGUCUGGCAGGAAUCCCUCCACAACACUUGCUACCAGUCUGUUUAGAUGUUGGAACAAACAACGAGAAACAUUUGAAUAAUCCAACUUAUUUUGGUUUAAAUCAUAAAAGAAUUACAGGCGAUGAAUAUGAUGAAUUCAUUGAUGAAUUUAUGAAGGCAUGUGUUGAUACAUUCGGUCAACAUGUCCUGAUACAAUUUGAAGAUUUUGCAAAUCAUAAUGCUUUUCGAUUAUUACAAAAAUAUGCACCCAUCUAUAGUACAUUUAACGACGAUAUCCAAGGUACAGCAUCUGUCGUAUUAGCUGCAUUGCUAGCCUCAUUAAAGUUAACUGGUCGUAAAUUGACAGAGGAGAGCAUUGUCUGUUAUGGUGCUGGGGAAGCAAAUCUUGGCUUUGCUCAUCUAGUUUGUUUAGCGUUGAAUAAAUGCUAUGGUUUAACAAUGGAAGAAGCACGUCAGCAUAUCUACCUGAUUGACAGUAAAGGUCUAAUUGUUGAAGGUCGUAAAUCUGGUGGUAUCAAUAGUCAUAAACUCCAGUUUGCUCGUCCAUCUGGAACACCGGAAUUAACAUCGCUAGCCGAAAUUAUCAAGUAUUCAAAGUGUACAUCGUUAAUUGGUGCUGCUGCUAUACCAAAAGUCUUUGAUGAGCAUAUUUUAAAUCUAAUGGCUGAAAUGAACGAGAAACCAGUUAUUAUGGCAUUGAGUAAUCCAACACUGAAAGCAGAGUGCACCGCUGAAGAAGCCUAUCUGUAUACACAUGGUAGAUGUGUAUUUGCCAGUGGUAGUCCAUUUCCAUCGCUUACUUUAACACCUGAACAAUAUCCUCAGUUGAAAGCUUCAAUAACGCGGUGUCCAGGACAAGCAAAUAAUUCGUAUAUAUUUCCAAGUGUUGCUUUAGCAAUAGUCAGUGGAAAAAUAUUUCCUGUAACUAAUGAAGAUUUUCUGAUUGCUGCUCAAACCCUUGCCAGUUUAGUAUCAGAAUCCGAUUAUGCUGUGGGACGUUUAUUCCCCCCGUUGACUGAUAUCAAACGUGUUUCUGCACAGAUGGCGGUACAAAUUGUCAAGAAUGCUAGUCAACAAGGUCGUUGUUAUGCUUUGAAUUCAAAUGAUUUAACAAUUGAAGAGUUAAUAUCAAAUUUCUCGUAUUAUCCACGGAUGAAUUAACUAUCUGUAUGCGUUCGUGUGUGUGUGUGUCUGUUGGAUUCAUUUAUUUCAUGUACGAUGUGACAAUUAUACACCUAUGAGAUAAUUUAAUAAUGAUCUUAGAGAAAAUUAACUAUACGAUACUUUCUUAUUGUUCAGCUUAUUUUCUUGAAAAUUUAAUUUCAUCUCAUGCAUUAAAUAUUUUUGAAAUAAAAAUGAUUUAUUUAAACACGAAA